AAUAAUAUUCUUUUUGCAAAGUGGGUGUGACGCCUUUCUCUGUCGAAGGGUCUCAAAAAAUAGGUACUGUGUGCCCGAGGGUGGUGGGUGAGGACGGUGGUAUCGAGCGCGCAUCGCGUACACUUUUUGCUCUAUGUGAAGACCGGAGAGGUGACUCGUGAUUGAAAAUGUUUCUUUGAAGAGACGAGCUUGGCAUUAGCGGAAUUCUGGGCGAGUGAAUCCUUCACAGAUGUCAAAAACUCGUGCGUCGUAGCGGAGACGCAGGGGUUGGCCUUACCAACUGUCGCUUGAGCGAAGUGCCGUAAGAAUGUGUGUAGGCAGAGAAGGAAUUUUGUUCUUUUCCCGGCCACGUCACCACGCUGCUGAUACAAGUGGUCUGUACUCUUUGUCUGGGGCAGUUGUAGGCUGUCGGUUCUUAUGGAUAACCUCAAAGCGUCUAAAUGCGUUCUUUCGGACUUUCGGGAUCAUCUAGCUGCCAUUUUAUCGAAUGUGUCUGGAUUUUCGAUGUCCCAGUGCAGCGGUCUCAUAGAGGAUAGAUAUGAUGGUCAGCACGAAUUUUCUGUAGCGCUGCAAAAGCUACGCAUGCUCAAGCUUCAGGGUGACGUUUUGGAAAUUGGCAAGCAGUGGUUGGAGAACUUCGUAUUCGACGACUGGAUUACCGGAUGCGAUCUCGAAAUUAUCGGCGAGGGGAAGAAAGAGCGUUCGUAUUUGUUCUUCUCGUGCAACCGGCUCUUGCUGGCGGAGUUGGCACUGAAGCGAGUUUUCCUGGAAAAAGAAAACUACGGUGCUUCUAGUUUGUUUGAGGGGCAAAAAGUGUUGGUUGAAUUUAGCUCCCCCAACAUCGCAAAGCCUUUCCACGCCGGUCACCUGCGCUCCACGAUUAUCGGCAAUUUCAUCAACAACAUUUACAAGAAGAUGGGUGCAAACACCAUCACCAUGAACUAUUUAGGAGACUGGGGGAUGCAAUUCGGACUUUUGGCUUUGGGCUACGAGAGAUUCGGUUCUGAAGAGGAGCUCUCGAGAAACCCCAUUUACCACUUGUUUGACAUCUACGUCAAGGCGAACAAGGUCUGUGAGGAAGACUCCACCUUCAGAGACAGCGCUCGAGAGUAUUUCAAGGCGAUGGAAGAAGGAGACGAGGGAAAAUUGGCCUCCUGGCGCCGAUUUCGCGAACUUUCUAUCAGAGAAUACGAAAAGACCUACGAUCGUCUGAACGUCAAGUUUGACGUCUAUUCAGGGGAAAGCCAGGUGUGCGAUGGGAUUCCUGAAGUCUUGGACCUGCUCAAGGAAAAAAACCUGAUUGAGGAAUCCUCCAAUGGGGGUCUGUUUGUCAAUUUGAAAAAGUACAAACUCAACGUCGCGAUGGUACAAAAAUCCGACGGCGCAACUCUUUACAUAACCCGUGACAUCAGCGCCGCGAAGAAACGCUACGAUACCUACAAAUUCGACAAGUGUAUUUACGUCUCAGCUUCUCAGCAGGAUUACUACAUGCAGCAGCUGUUCAAAAUUCUUGAACUAAUGGAAUUUCCUUGGGCCUCAAAAUGUAUCCACAUCAACUAUGGGCUUGUGCUCGGUAUGUCGACUCGAAAGGGGACCGCCGUCUUCUUAGACCAGAUCCUCAACGAAUCUCGAGACAUCAUGCUCGAAAAGAUCCUCGAAAACAAAAUGGGGAAACUGGAAGAGAUAGAGGACCCAAAAAAGACGGCCGACAUCAUCGGGUUGAGCACAGUCAUCGUACAGGACCUAUCCGCUCAUCGGGCUCGAGACUAUUCGUUCGACUGGAAGCGCAUGACGAGAUCUGAAGGCUCCACCGGCGUAUACUUGCAGUACACUCAUGCGCGUCUGUGCAGCUUAGAAGACAAGACUUCCGACAUCACUCUGACGGACCAAAUCGACUAUAAAUUGCUUAUAGACAACACUUCUUUUCAACUUAUCUUGCAAAUUGCUCGAUAUCCCUCGGUCCUUUUAAACAGCGUCAACAGCCACGAGCCCUCUAUCCUGUUGACCUAUCUAUUCACCCUCGCCCACUGGAUAUCCACCGCCCACACCUCUCUGAAGGUUUUGCGAGUCGAACCAGAACUCGCCAAGGCGCGCAAGACGCUCUUCUGGUCGGCUCGCACGGUUCUGCACGACGGCCUUAAACUCAUCGGCGUCACCCCCCUCAUCCGCAUGUGAAUGCAGGCCGAGCACGGCGGUGGGCAUUAUCCAAGAAACUGCCGCGUCGGGCACCCCGCCCAUCGCCCAGUCACGAAAAUGUCAAAUGUAAAAGAGCUGCGAAAUUUUUUUUGUGAAAUACAAAAAAA
Molecule: messenger RNA, 2303 nt
Organism: Schistocerca gregaria
Lineage: Eukaryota; Metazoa; Arthropoda; Insecta; Orthoptera; Acrididae
Product: probable arginine--tRNA ligase, cytoplasmic
Exons: 3
Coding region: 418-2175 (585 amino acids)
Biological process (GO): mitochondrial translation; arginyl-tRNA aminoacylation
Cellular component (GO): mitochondrion; cytoplasm
Molecular function (GO): ATP binding; arginine-tRNA ligase activity
Source: RefSeq, a predicted model, not a curated record